AUGGAUGGUGAUCCUCCCCCGUUCCCCCCGGAUCCCGGUGAUCCUAUGAAUACUGAUAUACAAUUAUCCUCGUCUGCCAACCUGGAAGCUCAAAACGUAUCGCAUGGGGUUGAUGGGGAUGAUGGGGAUGAUAGGGGUGAUGGGGAUGAAGGGAGUGAUGGAGAUGAUGGAGGUGAUGGGGAUGACGUGGAUGAAGGGGGUGAUGGGGAUGAUGGGGGUGAUGGGGAUGAUGGAGAUGAUGGGGGGGUUGAUGGGGAUGAUGGGGGUGAUGGGGAUGAAGGGGCUGAUGGAGAUGAUAGAGAUGAUGGGGGUGAUGGGGAUGAUGGAGAUGAUGCGGGUGAUGGGGAUGAAGGGGCUGAUGGAGAUGAUGGGGCUGAUGGGGAUGAA
Danaus chrysippus (African queen) is the source of this 387-nucleotide messenger RNA. The record is from the annotation of a GenBank genome assembly. Lineage: Eukaryota; Metazoa; Arthropoda; Insecta; Lepidoptera; Nymphalidae.